Cynoglossus semilaevis (tongue sole) is the source of this 1966-nucleotide messenger RNA. It is a transcript of the gene igfbp6b, whose product is annotated as insulin-like growth factor binding protein 6b. The record is from RefSeq and is a predicted model, not a curated record. Gene Ontology annotation, molecular function: fibronectin binding; insulin-like growth factor II binding; insulin-like growth factor I binding. Gene Ontology annotation, cellular component: extracellular region. NCBI's taxonomy places the organism in Eukaryota, Metazoa, Chordata, Actinopteri, Pleuronectiformes, Cynoglossidae. Gene Ontology annotation, biological process: regulation of insulin-like growth factor receptor signaling pathway. The transcript has 4 exons. Bases 1333 to 1938 code for a protein of 201 amino acids.
CAAGUGUCCUUAUAAUGAGUUCAGUAGUUAGGUCAAAGAAUUAGUUUUAAAUCUGACAGAAGCAAGAAUAUAUUCAGUACAGAGUCACACACUGCACCAUUUUACGUCAUGGCUGCAAGGACAUUCUUUCGUUCUGCCUAGAAAAUCUAAGAAUCUGCAUGUUUGUUUAUUUCUGCAAAUUUAUCUUCGCAUCCAGGUUCCAGUUGUGCAGAUUCUCACUGUAUAAUAGUUUCCAUUGCCUCAUAACUUGUCAUGUGAUCUGGUCCAUUAAACUCAGCGAUAAGUCAAUAUCUGACAGCUCCUUAGUAAUGUAAUGAAGCUGACUUUUGUAACAAAGACUGAAUCAGACCUUCUGACUCAGCAGUGAUUUAAUUGAGCUAAGACAGUUUCGGUCGAUCUGUCAUGCAAUAAACAGAGCUACACACGAUACAUUAUUAUAGUUCUGUUGAAAUUUGCUGCCAAUUUAAUUCAUCUAUCAUUAUCCUAUAUUACAUUUCCUUCGGCAUUUUAAAAAAAUGUUGCUCAGGAUAGUCUGUGUUCUCUGUCAUAACCUUUUAUUGAAUUCAAGCAAGAGAAAAGCCACCACUGUGCUUUUGUUGCAGUGAAUGACACUGCAGUGGAGAAGCUGAGAGAGGCACAUAUACAUUUGUUUUUGUUACCAUGGUAAAUUGUGUUCCAGAAAGGUCUCUGACAGUGGAAAUAAAGUGCAAAUAUCUGGACAGUAUAUGUGUUAUUAACAUAAGUGCAGCGUUGAGAAUAAGUGUUAGUUCAAUGGCUGGAUGUAUAUGUGAUUAAAUAAAAAUAUAAAACAGACAGUGGAGAAUUUUUUCUAAUUUUGAAGAGAAACAUAAUCCACAAGCACCUGAAGGUGCCAUAUCUGCUCUCUCUCUCUCUCUCGCUCUCUCCCUCUUUUUCUUUCUGUGUCCCAGCCCCUGAAGGUGUCAUAACUGACGGUGCUCUCUCUCUCUCUCUCUCUCUCUCCUCUCCUCUCCUCCCCUCCCCCUUCAUCUCUCUCUCUCUCUCUCUCUCUCUCUCUCUCUUUUUCCUCACUCUAUCACCGCCUUUCAGAUCUUUAAAAGCCGGUGCUUUGCUCUGUCUCCCUCGAUCUCCAUUUGUCUCCUCUAACACUGCAGGGGACUCAAUGAGCAAAGCACCAAAGAAGGCAACUGUAUAGAAACGGACAGAAGAUUCAAAGAAGAAGGGAGGAAAAAGGGAGGAAGAGAGUAAGAGAGAGAGUGAGAGAGGGACAAAAUUUCAAUAUCCAUAAAUAGAUUUAUCCACAUUUAACUGACAAAGAGUGACAGUGUGAAGAACCUGAGACCUGGACAGAAAAUGCCUAUUCUUUCUAACUUAACAGCCAUUGUUUUGUUGCUGAUUGCCCACUGCGGAUCUUGGAGCAGUGCAAAUCGCUUGGGGCCCUUCAAGGUCUGCCCUUCCUGCAGGGAUCCACUGGGGGCAGGUCGGCCCCCCAGGGACCAUAAUGUUGCAGUGAGCACGACAGUGUUGGCCCAGGGAGAGCCCUGUGGUGUAUACACACUGAGCUGUGCCAAAGGGCUCCGCUGUGUUCCCCCUCCAAGGGAACACAGCCCCCUUCAGGCUUUGUUGCAGGGACGGGGCAUUUGCUCCAAACACAGUAGGACUAGUCCCACUGAGAGGCCACCUCCCACAGGUCCAGAUCCUUCACACAGUGGUGACAUUGAAAAAGCACCGUGUCGUAAGCUGCUCAAUAGUGUCCUAAGGGGUCUGGAGCUGACAAUCUUCCAGUCUGAUCGUGACAUUUAUAUACCCAACUGUGACACCCGUGGCUACUACAGGAAAAAGCAGUGCCGCUCCUCUAAGGGCAUGCGGCGUGGCCAUUGCUGGUGUGUGGAUGAGCUCGGCACCCCCGUGCCCUCACGUGCCAGCGAGGAUGGUACUAUUCCAUGCGAUGGAGAGUGAGGGAUGAGUCUGUUCUACAGCUCGGAGC